Serendipita indica DSM 11827 is the source of this 1299-nucleotide messenger RNA. The record is from the annotation of a GenBank genome assembly. NCBI's taxonomy places the organism in Eukaryota, Fungi, Basidiomycota, Agaricomycetes, Sebacinales, Serendipitaceae.
AUGCACGGAUUAAGACAGCACGCACAAACGUCGAGAUUCGUGUCAAGGUCUACUUUAAGAACCUUGCGCGGGGUUUCUGCCUGCCAAGGACGACGAUAUGCUGGUACGACGCCAACGGAGGCCCAGGAGAAACCCCCGCCGGCUGGAGGGGAGCUCCCAAGUAUCGUGACGUCUAAAUUGCUGCGUGUAACGCGCGAAACAGCGCUCAAGUCUCCAGGGUUAAUGUGGACGAGCGAACCAGAGAGCGCGAGUCCAGACGGAGGAAGGGAGACGCGUAAAAUGAACAUGUACCAGGCUGUUCGCGAUGCAUUAGGAAUCGCCCUUUCAACAGAUGAGAGUGCAGUGGUCUUUGGCGAAGACGUCGCGUUUGGAGGUGUCUUUCGAUGUACGAUGGGGCUGGCACAAGAAUAUGGCAAAGAGCGGGUGUUCAAUACUCCACUCACAGAACAGGCAAGUACAAACGGUAUCGCGGGCUUCGGUAUUGGACUUGCCGCGAUGGGGCAAACAGCGAUUGCAGAAAUCCAAUUUAGCGACUACAUCUUCCCUGCAUUCGACCAACUCGUGAACGAGGCCGCAAAGAUUCGAUAUCGCUCUGGUGGACAAUUCAACGUCGGAGGGCUCACCGUUCGAACGCCGUGCAUGUCCGUUGGACACGGUGGAUUGUAUCACUCUCAGAGCCCGGAGGGAUUCUUCCUAGGUGCUUCUGGACUCAAAGUAAUCAUUGUCUGGCCUAAAGAGAAAGGCAUUGACCAAAUGACUAGGUUGUCGUUCCCCGGUCACCUAUCCAAGCUAAAGGGCUACUCCUCGCCUCAAUUCGAGACCCAAACCCAUACCGAUAUCGGACUAUACACUCCCCCUUUCGAAGAUGGAAACGCUCGUACGAGGUUCGGAUCUGACAUUACUUACCUGGGGCACACCCCUCUAUACAUGCGAAAUGGCCAUGUCGAUGCUAUCAUCCCCACCUCCAUCAUUACAGGAGAAGACUUUGUACCUCGUGACGCAAGAAAGGCAAACAUCGAGUUGAUCGACCUGCGGACUAUCCUCCCGUGGGAUAUGGAAGGCGUCAUCGAGAGCGUAAACCGGACAGGCCGUCUAGUGAUCGUUCACGAGGCUGGUAGGACGGGAGGCGUCGGAGCAGAGAUUGCAGCAGAGGUCCAGAAGCGGUGCUUCCUCAAACUUGCAGCACCAGUGAAGAGGGUCUGUGGUUGGGAUACCCCGGUCGGGUUGCAGUACGAAAAGUUUUACAUCCCAGACGCGUUGAGAAUAUUAGAUGCUAUGGUAGAGACACUCAAGUACUAG